Messenger RNA from Eimeria maxima, 621 nucleotides. Its product is annotated as plasmodium falciparum CPW-WPC domain-containing protein, putative. NCBI's taxonomy places the organism in Eukaryota, Apicomplexa, Conoidasida, Eucoccidiorida, Eimeriidae. The transcript is spliced from 5 exons. The coding region runs from base 1 to 621 and encodes 206 amino acids. The record is from RefSeq and is a predicted model, not a curated record.
AUGCUCAAGUCGGCAGCGCCGCUCACCCCUCCCACCCCAUCACCGCCUGCAGCAUCAGACAUAAAUAAACUCUUGAGUUUUGAUGAAAAAAGACAGAAGGAUUGCAAUGACCUAAAAAGAAAACUCCAAGUGGAGAAGUCGACCGUCAGGAAACUCACGCAGGAAGAAAAAGUGGCACAAUGCCAACGGGAAAUCGACCCAGAGGCGGAAAAGAUGGAAGCCUUGACGGAAUCUAACAAAGAAAUGGAAGAGAAGAAGAGGGAGCGGGAGUUGCCAUUAAGAGGUUACGACCUCUCUGUGUUGCAGCGGGAGCUCGAGGAGCAGCAGCAGCAACAGCAGCAGCCGCAGCAGCAGGAACCAGUGAUUGAGUUGCUCACUGAGCAGCGGUUCUGUCCUCACGACUUCUCUGUGCUUUGCCCCUUUGCUUGGAUACCCAUAGGAGAUGAAUCUUCUUGCAAAGCUCCAGAAGCUUACAUUGGGAGCUGCGAAAGGCAAAUGAACUUCGCUGUUAGCCAAUCAGAGAAAGAACAGCUAGAGGAUCAGUGCCUCAUUUCUUGGCCCUGGGAAGAUAACGGCAUUUGCGAGGCACCUUUCUCUUAUUCCGGUGAGCAAGGGGUUUAG